This is a messenger RNA of Populus euphratica (Euphrates poplar), 531 nucleotides long. Its product is annotated as Ribosomal protein S16 family protein. Gene Ontology annotation, cellular component: small ribosomal subunit; ribosome. NCBI's taxonomy places the organism in Eukaryota, Viridiplantae, Streptophyta, Magnoliopsida, Malpighiales, Salicaceae. Gene Ontology annotation, biological process: mitochondrial translation. The coding region runs from base 117 to 527 and encodes 136 amino acids. The record is from RefSeq and is a predicted model, not a curated record. Gene Ontology annotation, molecular function: structural constituent of ribosome. The transcript has 3 exons.
CAGCUCUAGGAUCACAAGACACAAAAACCCUAGCAACAGAGAUUCUCCUCUCUCCUUCCCUCAAUCAAUCGCUGGGUCUGUGACUUGGAAUUCAUCCAUAGAAUAUUAAACCCAAAAUGGUGGUGAGGAUCCGGUUGUCGAGAUUCGGGUGCAGUAACAAGCCAUUUUAUCGGGUUAUGGCUGCUGAUAGCAGAUCCCCGAGAGAUGGCAAACAUCUUGAAGUCCUUGGUUACUACAAUCCGCUUCCUGGUCAAGAUGGAGGCAAACGAAUGGGUCUUAAUUUUGAGAGAGUGAAGUAUUGGUUGUCGGUUGGUGCUCAGCCUUCAGAACCUGUCCAACGCAUUCUCUUCAGAGCAGGGCUGCUACCUCCACCGCCGAUGAUGGUAAUGGGACGGAAGGGUGGUCCUCGUGACACACGUCCAGUCGAUCCAAUGACAGGACGUUUUUUGAGUCCUGAGAAGUCUCCUAGUUCUUCUCAAUCAAAUGCUAGUAAAAACGACACUGAAGCCGCUACAACAACUACGUGAAGCU